AUGAGCAGCGCAUCCCCGCCAGACAGUCAGUGCGGCUGUCCACAAGUGUGUGCUGCGGAGUCACUGAAUACUUCCCAGCGUUCAAGCGACCCGGCAAUUUCCGCUUCCGAAGUGGCCACGCUACCCUUGAGAGCCCCUGCUGCCCGACUGUGUCACUUGGUUCGUUCGCCCGACUACGACGGCUACGGUUUCAAACUGCUUACCGUCGAGCAGCUCUAUCUUCCAAGAGUGACCGCCGUGGAAUCCGGAAGUCCAGCGGAAGCUGCUGGCCUACGAGUCAAUGACACUGUCAUCGAGGUGAACGAUGCAAGCUUAGAAGGCCUCAAAAAUCAGGAAGUCGUGCAGCUCAUCAAGUCGAUGCCCAACGAGGCUCGCCUCUUGGUCGUGGACGACGAAACCGCGGCCUGGUACGAAAGACAAGACAUCGCCAUCCGCAGCAACCUACUGAAGAUCGUCCACGUGAACUCCGAAGCACCAGAGAGUAAGACGCGCAAGAAGCAGGACAGGAAGUCGUCGCUCAGCAGUCUCUCAUCGGGCAGCACGACGCCGAGCGAGCUUGCCGGCGGUCUCCGGUUGUGCCACCUGCGCAAGUGGCCAAACUAUGAAGGAUACGGGUUCAGUGUCCGAGAAGACAAAGAGCGCCAGGGCUACUUCAUCACAGGCGUUAUGCCCAACAGCCCGGCAGAGCUGGGUGGACUCCGCGAGGAUGACAGGCUCGUCGAAGUGAACGCGGUGUCGGUAGAGAACAAGAGCCACCAGGAGAUAAUGGGCCGCAUAGGAAAGGAGCCGGACCAAGUCGACUUGCUGGUCAUCGACCGCGAGACAGACGAGGCGUUUGCGAGCUGCAGUCAGAAACCCAGCGGCGAAACAGACGGCGUGCUUCGGCGCUGGACACCCGGCCGACCACCACGGCUGACCUCAAGGAAAAGCAAGAAACCGGUAUAACAGCUGUGGCCGUGGUAACCUGGCAUAAGCAGCCGCUCGUGGCUGAUGCAAUUGAAAAGCUCGUCUGCAGAAUGUACCGACUAAAAUACUGAGCGCUUCUUUUUUUUUUUUGCUUCGAACACUUCUUUAUUUUUUUUCAAGAAGCACACGAAAUAUACACCUAUAACGUCCUUACAAUUUUAUUAUCUGCCCAGUCAGAUAUCAUGUACAAGAAAAAUAAAACGCAGUUAAUUUAUUACAUAAUUCCAUUAUUCGCUAGCUUCAACCAUUA
This is a messenger RNA of Dermacentor andersoni, 1216 nucleotides long. RefSeq names its product Na(+)/H(+) exchange regulatory cofactor NHE-RF1-like. Gene Ontology annotation, biological process: protein localization to plasma membrane. Gene Ontology annotation, cellular component: apical plasma membrane. Lineage: Eukaryota; Metazoa; Arthropoda; Arachnida; Ixodida; Ixodidae. Gene Ontology annotation, molecular function: protein binding; protein-membrane adaptor activity. The record is from RefSeq and is a predicted model, not a curated record.